Messenger RNA from Sinocyclocheilus anshuiensis, 1024 nucleotides. RefSeq names its product dihydrofolate reductase-like. Gene Ontology annotation, cellular component: mitochondrion. The transcript has 6 exons. The coding region runs from base 143 to 727 and encodes 194 amino acids. Gene Ontology annotation, biological process: tetrahydrofolate biosynthetic process; dihydrofolate metabolic process; folic acid metabolic process. NCBI's taxonomy places the organism in Eukaryota, Metazoa, Chordata, Actinopteri, Cypriniformes, Cyprinidae. Gene Ontology annotation, molecular function: NADP binding; dihydrofolate reductase activity. The record is from RefSeq and is a predicted model, not a curated record.
UGGUGACUCAAGCAGAUGUUUAAAAGCUCCAUAAUCUAACUGGGUUGAGGUCGAGAAGGAUGCCAACACCUCAUCUAAAGCCCAAUGGACGACGGUAGUUUGUAACAUAAACCAGAUAAGCUGUUCUUAGCGAAAGUCGUAAAUGAUGAACAUCGAGGGGGAGGAGAUGCGCAAACCAAUCCGGCUCAUCGCGGCUGCCUGCAGUGACAUGGGCAUAGGAAAGAACGGACAGCUUCCCUGGAGCCUUCCAAAAGAAUUUCAGUUCUUUAUGGAUACAAUUACAGCUGUUUCAGCACCUGGGAAGAAGAAUCUGGUUGUCUGGGGGCGAAUCUGCUGGUUCUCCUGUUCUGAGACGGUCUUCCCUUUGGCCAACUGCAUCAAUUUGGUAUUGAGCAGGAAGCUGAUUGCAGUGCCUCCACGUGCCCACUGUCUGUGUAAGGAUUUCGGAUCAGUAAUUCACCUGGCUUCUGAGCCUCCCUUAUGUCACAUUGUGGAGACCAUCUGGGUUUUAGGAGGCCCAGAGGUGUAUAAGGAAAGUCUUGAGCAUCCAUGGUGUGAUCUCAUCUAUCUCACUGACAUCAUGGCCGACUUUGACUGUGAUGUCUUUUUCCCAAAAUUUGACCGCAAUGUUUUCAGAAAACAAAAGGGCUUUCCCGGAGUACCAGAUGAAAUUCAUGAAGAAAAUGGUAUUAAAUUUCAAUUUCAAGUCUUCAAGAAAGAAGCUUAAAACUGAAGCUGUGAAGAGACCAGACGGACAAACAUGAUACUGGAAUUGUUUUAUGUUUACAUAAUCUGAAACUACGGAGCCCCAAAGGGGACAUGGUGAUAGAAAUAAAUAUGAGAAAGGAGGGAAAAAUGCAUUUGUGUUGUCUCGCAAAUGUAUUGCUUCCCCCCCGGAAAAGCUUUACGUUCUUUCGCAAAACAGUUGCAUUCUCUCGCAAUAGUAUUAAUUUCCCGAGACAUUUUGCGUUUUCUUUUUCUUUGUUGCAUUCCCUUUUGCGCUCUCUCGCAAAACAUUUGCAUU